Neoarthrinium moseri is the source of this 2160-nucleotide messenger RNA. RefSeq lists its product as uncharacterized. Gene Ontology annotation, biological process: carbohydrate metabolic process. Bases 1 to 2160 code for a protein of 719 amino acids. Gene Ontology annotation, molecular function: chitin binding; hydrolase activity, acting on carbon-nitrogen (but not peptide) bonds. The record is from RefSeq and is a predicted model, not a curated record. The transcript has 6 exons. Lineage: Eukaryota; Fungi; Ascomycota; Sordariomycetes; Amphisphaeriales; Apiosporaceae.
AUGCGCUGGUCGUGCGCGUUUACCCUGGCCCUUUUUGCCGGCCUAUCAGCGGCACAUGCGGAUCCAAAUGGCCCUGAGCACGCAGUGCCGAAGAUUUUCGGUGGGAGAAAGUUCCUAUCGGAAUUGAGAGGAAGGAAGGCAUGGGAGAGCAGGACACAAGCUUUGCGGCAGCGUCAGGUGUUGGAGGACGUAGGCUACGUCGACCAACGAGACAAUGCAAGUCCCAACGACGCCAACGAUAAUAAAAGCGGGCGAUGCGGAGGAACCCGUGGUGCCUGCGCAGCCGGAUACUGCUGCUCUGCUGAAGGGUGGUGUGGUUUAGGCACGGAUUACUGCGAGGCUCCCGACUGUCAAUUGAAUUACGGACCCGGAUGUGAUGGCAACCAAAAGCCGGACGGAGUCGACACCUCAUCUAUUGUUCGAACGAGAUUCGGCAAGGUCCAGUACGGCGGAGUGGGUGUCUACGACUGUGUCAACAAGGGUGAUAUUGCCAUCACCUUUGACGACGGCCCCUACAAUUAUACCAACGACCUCCUAGACAAGUUCAAGAAAUAUGGUGGCAGAGCUACCUUUUUUAUCACCGGGAACAAUAUUGGUAAAGGAAUGAUCAACGAUCCAGACCUGCCCUGGCGGGCUGUUAUUCAGAGAAUGGCCGCCGAGGGUCAUCAGAUAGCUAGCCACACUUGGUCGCACCAGAACUUCAGUCAAAUGAGCGCGGUUCAGGCUCAGAACCAGAUGUUGUGGAAUGAGAUAGCGCUGAACGACAUUCUAGGCUAUAUCCCUACGUACAUGAGACCCCCCUUCUCGAUCUGCCCUGCGGCUUGCCAAUCAAUGUUGGUCACACUAGGAUAUCACGCAAUCUACUUCGAUUUGGAUACCGAGGGGUAUCUUCAUGAUGACCCUACGCAGAUUCAGACCAGUAAAGAUAUUUGGGACGAAGCCAUCGACGGCUCCACUCCUUGCAAAGACAGCUACUUGAACAUCGAGCACGACAUCCACUAUCAAUCUGUUUACAAUCUGACAGACUACUUCCUGGACUCGCUUUUCAAGCACGGAUACAGAUCAGUGACCGUAGGGCAAUGCCUUGGCGACCCUCCAGAGAACUGGUACCGAGCUGGAAGCUCGCCUGUUCCUAGCUACAGCUUUUCCGUGAAACCCGCGACUGGGACAUAUAGCUGCCUGAGGACGACGACGGCGAAACCCACGACACCAACGACGCCCACAACCACAACGAGGCGCACCACCUCGACAACCAGAACAACCUCGACGCCAACAGCUACUCUUAGAGUCAGCAACGACGGCCUCUGCGGAACCGGCGUUACGUGCAAGGGGUCAAAAUACGGAAACUGUUGCUCUGAAAAUGGUUAUUGCGGCGCGUCGGUCGAUUACUGCGGUGAUGGCUGUCAGGCCGCCUUCGGUGUCUGCUUUGUAGGUGACAGCACCAUCCCACCCCGAGAUACCACCACCUCCAGAUCUACAGCACGGCCCAGCCCUACAGGCCCCGGCAUCCCUGACAGCCCAUUGUCGCCCACGACCCGCACCACCACGAGCACGGGACCGACGUCCACCGCGACACUUGGGGUAAGUACCGACGGCAGCUGCGGCAACGGGAUCACCUGCUCCGGCUCAGCUUACGGAAACUGCUGCUCCGAGCACGGGUGGUGCGGCGUCGACAUCGACUAUUGCGGCGACGGCUGUCAGAUCGCCUUUGGCUCAGGUUGUCAGGCAAGCGGACCCCCUUCUCCAAGUCCAACUACCAGCACGUCCAGCACGUCCACUGCCACGGUCCCUCCUCCUCCACCAUCUACUACCACCACCUCAUCGUCCACCACGAGUGCCAACCCCCCAACCACAAGGACAACUUCCACUAAACCGCCGCCCACUACUAGUAGCACUAGCAUCCCCGUGACCACGCGGACCUCGACCGUCCUCCCCCCGCCAGCGCCCACGCCGACAACCAUCGUGCCAAGCAGAGACGGACGAUGCGGACCGGUGGCCCCGGGCUACGCCUAUACGUGUCGCGGGAGCGGCUAUGGCCUGUGCUGCAACGGCUUAAAUAGGUGCGCGUUGCUGUGUCUCCUAGAUGGGUGCCAGCCCGAGUACGGAACUUGUAGCAUUCUGAUCGGUCCCGGCGGCGAGGAAGAGGCAGCUGCAGCAUAA